Molecule: messenger RNA, 575 nt
Organism: Nipponia nippon (crested ibis)
Lineage: Eukaryota; Metazoa; Chordata; Aves; Pelecaniformes; Threskiornithidae
Gene: UTS2
Product: urotensin 2
Biological process (GO): blood vessel diameter maintenance; regulation of blood pressure
Cellular component (GO): extracellular region
Molecular function (GO): hormone activity
Source: RefSeq, a predicted model, not a curated record
UAGACAAAGACGAAAUAUAUUCAACUCAGCAACGAUGCACAAGCUGAUAUUCUGCUGUCUCAUUAUUAUCAGCUUCUCCUGUCCUCUCUCGUCUCUCCCUAUCACCAACGCCAGUGAGAUGUCUUAUCAGCUCUCAGCUGAUGAAGAUUCAAGAUUAAACCUGGAGCGGUUGGGCAGCCUAGGAAGCACUUCCCUGCUUCAGUUUCUGCCAGAGCUCUUGGGCACACGGACUGAAGACAACAAAGCAGGUCUUAGCCCCAGCAGCUACAACCCAAGGGAAAACAUCAAAGAGACUUUCUAUGGAAAUCAUCCUCGAAUUGCUUUGCUGGGCCGCUUCUUGACCAAGGACAGGAAGCAGUACAAGAAACGUGGGAAUCUUUCCGAAUGUUUCUGGAAGUAUUGUGUGUGAACAGGAGAAGAAACUCUCUCUGACUUGGUUGCAUAAUUUAUACAAAUGUCUGAAAACAUGUAUAUAGAUUUGCUUGAUUUAAAAUGAGAAUGAAGAAACAUGAAGACAGCUCCUAACUUUAGACUCUACGCUACUUGGAAAUUAAUAAAUUCUUGAUGUUUUGCAA